Molecule: messenger RNA, 1609 nt
Organism: Dicentrarchus labrax (European seabass)
Lineage: Eukaryota; Metazoa; Chordata; Actinopteri; Moronidae
Product: olfactory receptor 52E8-like
Exons: 1
Coding region: 243-1208 (321 amino acids)
Biological process (GO): G protein-coupled receptor signaling pathway
Cellular component (GO): membrane
Molecular function (GO): G protein-coupled receptor activity; olfactory receptor activity
Source: RefSeq, a predicted model, not a curated record
AUAAGAUGCUGUGUACAUGCAGAAGUCAGUUGGGAUCUUCGGGAUGCACUGCAACCUUGAUUCUCAGGGUUGGAAUUUCCCUCUAAGCUCUAACUACAAAACAGUACUUCAGAGGCAACGGAAAAACAGCAAGAUCAUAAAGACUACCUAUGGAUUUAUGUCUGAAAGAUGACUGAUGACCAAUUACAAUCUGGCAAAUUUCAAAUGCAAAAUUUAGAGAGCAUUUUAACACAUUAGUGAUAAUGAUUUAUACAAACAUAACAACAAUCGAGGACUUCGUAAUACUUGGAUUUCCAGGACUUGACCCAGCAUAUUAUGGACCUGUGUCUGCACUUCUUUUCUUCAUCUACUUGCUUAUCCUCGUUGGAAACAUUUUUAUUUUAGUUUUUGUUGGGGUUGAGAGGCGUCUUUAUAAACCAACAUAUUUGAUCUUCUGUCAUCUGGCAAUUAAUGAUAUGUUAUUUGGGACAGUGACCUUACCAAAAAUGAUAGCCAGAUAUUGGCAGGAUGACAAGAUAAUAUCUUUUGGUUCCUGCUUCACUCAGAUGUAUUUUGUUCAUUCAUUGGGAGCUAUUCAUUCUCUCCUUCUGCUGAUAAUGGCCCUUGAUCGUUUUGUUGCAGUCUUUCUUCCUUUAAAAUAUCCUGUUCUGAUUACAAACAACAAUAUUUCUAUUGCUUGUGGGUUGUCGUGGAUUGGGACAUUUCUUAGGAUGAUGGCAGUUGUAUUUCAUGCCCUAACCUUGCCUUACUGUAAUUCUAACAUCAUUGUGCAAUGUUAUUGUGACCACAUUUCAAUUACAAACCUGGCAUGUGGUGAAAAUGUAAAGUAUGUUCAGGCUGUUGCUGUUGGUCUUGCAAUGUUUAGUCUCUUGCUUCCACUUUCAUUUAUAAUUUUUUCCUUUAUUUCAAUCUUUGCAAUAGUUUUGAGAAUAAGAAACACAGAGGGACGAUACAAAACCUUAUCAACUUGUACACCACAAUUAUUAAUUUGUUGCCUAUAUUACUUCCCAAGGUGUUUUGUUUAUCUAGCUCAUGCUAUAGGAUUUUCUUUCAGUUUGGACAUCCGCAUUUUAUUGAUAUUGUUGUACAGUAUUGUUCCUUGUGCUGUUAAUCCAAUAAUAUAUUGCUUCAAAACCAAGGAUAUCAAAGAUAUUUUGAUGAAGAGAUUGCAAAAUGCUAAAGUUGGAAUUAAGCAAGUUUCAAAGUAAUACAUUGGAAUAUAUUAAAUUCUUACCUUUGUAUCUGUAUAUCAAAUGCAAAAUGUUUAUCCAUCUCAACCAGUUCUAUUCUUGAGUACCUUAGAUGGCAAGAUUGUGCUACAUGUACUUUAUCGCGCUAAGGCUUUAUUGUUUUAUGAAUGUACAUAUUUUGCUUUUAUGCUAAAUACACUAAAAAGCUGUUAUUUUAUUUUUCUGUAAAAGACCUUAACUAAUUUCUGCACAGCAAUUUCUGUGGAAUUCAGAUAAAAAAAAGAGAUAUAUGAUAUAUUUCUAUAAGUCUGGUUAAAAUGUGUAACAAAAGUUGUACUUUAUUGUACCUUGCUAUUUACAAUACUGUGAUGUCCGAUCAAGCCAACUGAGCUCUAUUAAAGUCCCUCUCCACUCAAAAA